Molecule: messenger RNA, 552 nt
Organism: Gongylonema pulchrum
Lineage: Eukaryota; Metazoa; Nematoda; Chromadorea; Rhabditida; Gongylonematidae
Source: the annotation of a GenBank genome assembly
AUGCUACGUAAAUGUAGUGUCUGUAGACUUGACAGUGAUUACGGUCUGGUGCCUGGCGAUGUUGUGCUCAUCCCCUCGCAUGGUUGCCUGAUGCAGUGCGAUGCUGUUUUAAUUAAUGGCACUGUGAUUGUUAACGAAUCAGUGCUAACUGGAGAGUCUGUUCCCGUAACCAAGGUUGCCUUGCCAGCAGUUGAAGAAUCAUUUUCAUUGAAGGAGCAUUCUAGACAUACGCUGUUUUGUGGUACCCGAGUACUGCAGACGCGCUAUUACGCCGGCAAAAGUGUGAAGGCAGUGGUCCUUCGAACGGCUUACACAACACUGAAAGGACAGUUAGUACGCUCAAUAAUGUAUCCAAAACCUGUGGAUUUUCGCUUUACAAAAGAUCUCUUCAAAUUCGUGGGCUUUCUUUCCUGCAUCGCUGCCUGCGGCUUUGGUUACAGCGUGGUAAUUAUGAUCAUCCGAGGUGCUCCAUUCAAGCGAGUUGUUUUGCGCGCUUUGGAUAUAAUUACGAUCGUUGUGCCACCGGCGCUACCAGGUAAAUUAUUAUCUUAA